AUGCGACGGUUACUCUCCUAUCUUCUCUGCCUGCUGGCAUCAUGCAGCCUGCCAGUGGCCGCCAAUGCCGACGCCGCAGCCAACCUCGGGACCGACCACGCCGACCACGCCGACCACGCCGACUACUACGAGAACCUCGUCCUUCGACCACUGCCAUUGUCGGCCCUCCUUGCCAGCUUCAACUUCCGGUCCAACACGACCCUGUCCGCGUUCGAGGCAGGCAACUUUCGCUUCUUCCCACGCUCAAUCGGCCAGAUCCUGCAGUACGCCGGCACGCGCGAGCUGCACCUGCGCUUCAGCCUGGGCCGAUGGGACGCCGAGAGCUGGGGCGCGCGGCCGUGGGCGGGCACGCGGGAGGGCGGCACGGGCGUCGAGCUGUGGGCGUGGCUGGACGCGCAGACGGACGACGAGGCGGACGAAAAGUGGCUGACGCUGACCAACGCGCUGUCGGGGCUGUUCUGCGCGUCGCUCAACUUCAUCGACGGCACGCGCACGACGCGGCCGGUCAUGUCCUUUGAGCCCGAGGGCGACCACCCGGCCAACGCGUCCAUGCAGCUGCUGUACGGCACGCUGCCGCGCGAGGUGGUGUGCACGGAGAACCUGACGCCCUUCCUCAAGCUGCUGCCCUGCAAGGGCAAGGCGGGCAUCGCGUCGCUGCUCGACGGCCACAAGCUGUUUGACGCGUCGUGGCAGAGCAUGGCCAUUGACGUGCGGCCCAUUUGUCCCCACGGCGGCAACGACGGCGAGUGCGUGCUGCAGAUUGAGCAGUCCAUCGACAUGGUGCUCGACAUUGAGCGGUCCAAGCGGCCCCGCGACAACCCGAUCCCGCGCCCGCUGCCGGGCCACGAGCUCAAGUGCGACACCGCCAAGGCCUACCACGACGACGACCAUGUCUGCUUCCCGGCCAACUACAGCGCCCACCAGGACUGGAGCCUGACGCAGAUCUUUGGCAAGGCCAUGCGCGGCACCUGCACGCUGGCCGACCCGGCGACGCCGCCCGUGUGCCUCGAGGUGCCGGACGCGCGCUCGGUGUAUGUGUCCGAGGCCGUGCGCGAGGCCAAGAACGCCAACGGGCGCGCGCGGUGUUUCUUUUUCGGGCCGGACACGACCUUUGAGGUGAUGCUGCCCAACGAGGACACGCCGGCGGCGCAGGAGUCGGCCGUGCUGGCGCCCGAGACGCCGCUGCUGUAUGCGGAACGCAGCCUGACGGGCCACGGUGCCGAGCGCGGCGGCGUGCAGACGAUCCUGACGAACCCGAGCCCGGACACCGAGGUCGAGUUUGUCUACAUGGAGUCGCUGCUGUGGUUCAUGCGCAUCUACCUGCACACGCUGUCGGCGCGGCUCGUGGAUGCCGAGGGGUCGGGCGGGCAAGGGCGCGACGUCAUUCAAGACGUAUACUAUCGCCCCGCGCUCGACCGCGCCCGCGGCACGCAGCUCGAGGUCCGCAUGCGCAUCCCCCCGGGCGGCAUGGUGUUUCUGACGUACGACUUUGAAAAGUCCAUCCUGCGCUACACCGAGUACCCGCCCGACGCCAACCGCGGCUUUGACGUCGCGGCCGCCGUCAUCACCAUUCUGCACCCGCCGUCGUCGCGGGCCGCAUCUUUGCCUUUGCCGGCCUCGGACCGGACGGCCGCCGGGCGGUCCAACCUGCGCACGACGACGCUGCUGCUGUCGCUGCCGACGCCCGACUUUAGCAUGCCGUACAACGUCAUCAUCUUUACGUCGACGGCCAUUGCGCUGGCCUUUGGCGGCAUGUUCAACAUUAUCGUGCGGCGCUUCGUGGCGGCCGACGAGGGCCCGACCGUGAGCCUCAAGGCGGUGCUCGGGAAGCUGGUGGUGCGGGUGCUGGCGCUGGCCAACAAGACGCCCAAGACGGGUGACCAGCCGGUGCCAGAAACGGCCUCUGACGCGGCAGCCAGCGCGGCAGCCAGUGCAGGAGCCAAACGGUGA
Sporothrix schenckii 1099-18 is the source of this 1950-nucleotide messenger RNA. Its product is annotated as phosphatidylinositol glycan, class T. NCBI's taxonomy places the organism in Eukaryota, Fungi, Ascomycota, Sordariomycetes, Ophiostomatales, Ophiostomataceae. Gene Ontology annotation, cellular component: GPI-anchor transamidase complex. Bases 1 to 1950 code for a protein of 649 amino acids. Gene Ontology annotation, biological process: attachment of GPI anchor to protein. The transcript has a single exon. The record is from RefSeq and is a predicted model, not a curated record.